Solanum pennellii is the source of this 528-nucleotide messenger RNA. RefSeq names its product probable WRKY transcription factor 2. Bases 1 to 528 code for a protein of 175 amino acids. Lineage: Eukaryota; Viridiplantae; Streptophyta; Magnoliopsida; Solanales; Solanaceae. The record is from RefSeq and is a predicted model, not a curated record. The transcript has a single exon.
AUGUCCGGGUUCAAUGAUCUUGUUCCUAAUGGAGAUUGGCUACCAGCUAGCCCGAGCCCCAGCCCGAGCUCAAUAGCACUCAUCUCUUCACUGAGAGCUGAUGAUUUUGGAUGGCCAGCUCAUCUGGAGGAAGCUAAUGAAAGUACAUGCAAAAACCUCGUGGUCGAGCCUCAAGAGCAUGUGAACUGGAGCAACUCUGUUGGAAAUGAUGGGGCACAAACUGGUGCAAUGACUAAUCAAACAGUGAAUGUGAGUGCACCAUCAAAGCAGAACACGAGUUCUCGUGGAGGGCUCAUGGAAAGAAUGGCAGCUAGAACUGGAUUCAACGUCUCGAGGCUGAAUACAGAUGGACUUAGACCUUCUUUUGUGUCACAGAAUCAAGAGAUUAAGUCUCCUUAUUUGAGUAUUGCUGCUGGUCUCAGUCCAUCAAUCCUCUUAUAUUCACCUGUUAUGCUCUAUAAUUCACUGGUAUGUACCUCACACUUCCUGUUUAAGAUCGAAUGUCUCUCUCUUUUAUUUGUUUGUUAG